AACUCGACCACAGCAGGAUCCUCGCGAACGGAAUCUACUCCAUCUCUGUCUGCUUCUCUCUGAAAACCGCCUCUAUGGCAGCUAGGAGAAACUCGGACAAGCUAUAGCCAUGCCCAGCUGCGAUGAUGCAGAAGUCUACUGGCCCUCGCUCUACAACCCCAGCAUCGAGCUGUCGGACGUGCAAUAUCACAGUGCCACACAGCCCGGCGGAGCCUACAUCUGUCACCCUGGAACUGUAUUCCGCUUUAUACUCUACUGGACCCUCAUCUUCUCCGUACCAUUCUACGUCCUCAGUGGCAUCUACGCCUUCUUCAACUUUGCCUUUCCCCCACGAUGCCCCACCAUCUCGGAUUCUGAUGCCUACGCGCUCCUCCCAUCCCGCCGUUCUUCUAUGAACCCGCUCAGCCGCCCCGGUAGCCCUGUCCCGGGUACACCAGGCGCGCCCGGUUUUGGCACGAACGCGGACCGCGACCUGUGGAGGAGGCCACCGCGCACGAACGUGCGGCGGUCGAGGAUCACGUUCGCGGUGCUAGUCCUUCUCAUGUUCUCGUUCCUCAGUCUCGCGAUUUCGGUGCUGGGCGCGGCGGUGGUUGGGUUCUUGCUGUUUGCGGUGUAUCAGGCGGGCGGGUUUUACAUGUCUACGUGGGUACCGUUCGUGUGGGCAGUUAUCCAAGGACUGGUUGCGUUGCUGGGCAUAUGGCCUUCUGUCAUCGACAUUAUGUGACGUCUAGACUGCGUCCUAUCCAAUCUGGUUUUGUUUCCUCACAUAUCUAGUGGAGCCUUCUAUACCCCGUACUCAUAAUUAUCUUCUGAGCAAUUCAGUUCUUGCAUAACACCUUCCCAGACCCGCUUCCACGCCCGUACAUUAUACAUUACGAAGAGCGCAGCCCAGUAAUCCACUCAAGCCCAUUGGACGGAUGCAGGUUCAUUCUCCACGUGCGCGUCUGUCAAAAAUGCGCAUCUCCACGGCUACCUGCGUCUUGCCCAGGGCUAACGUAAGACAAGCGAGAAAUCCCUACCACGCCUCGCCAGACUGCUGGUCCUGGUACCCUCGAUGUUUACGCAAGUUGAGGUACCGCUCGCUUGGGUUUACACCUAACGCCAAAAACUCUGAUCAUCGAAGACGGGACUUGCGUCCUCGAUUAUCAGUUAUCUA
Messenger RNA from Coniophora puteana RWD-64-598 SS2, 1156 nucleotides. RefSeq lists its product as uncharacterized. The coding region runs from base 110 to 724 and encodes 204 amino acids. The record is from RefSeq and is a predicted model, not a curated record. The transcript has 5 exons. NCBI's taxonomy places the organism in Eukaryota, Fungi, Basidiomycota, Agaricomycetes, Boletales, Coniophoraceae.